Molecule: messenger RNA, 1233 nt
Organism: Linum tenue
Lineage: Eukaryota; Viridiplantae; Streptophyta; Magnoliopsida; Malpighiales; Linaceae
Source: the annotation of a GenBank genome assembly
AGAAUUUCCUCAAAACAAAGAUGGAAAAGAUAGAGGGUCGCGGCCGUGCACUUCUUAUUCCUAUUCCGAUGCUCGAUAAAUCCAAAUUGUCACCAUCUUUGAUACUCCCUCCCCUUCAGCUGUUUCUUCAAAUCCUUUUUCCUCUCGUCUUUUCCUUCCUUUAUUUCCCCGCGACCCCUCCCUCGCCCCCAACCUUUCCUUCUUUUCUGUUGCCAUCUUGCUGCACAAAUCUGUUAGUCCAUUGUUGAAUUGAGAAACCCCAUUCAAUUGUAUUCUAUCCUGGGUUUCUCAGAUUUCAGUGAGAAAGGUACGCACUUUUCCGGGGGAAGAAAGGGAUAUGACGCGCUAUUGGAGGAGUGGAUGGGUGCCAGAUCUUAAUCAUCUACCGCCUGUGGACGAGCCGGUUAAUGAUGGGUUAAUUGAUUUCUCCGCUUUUCCCGACUCAGGAGCGCAGAGUGGGGUUUUCGCCCGCCGGGGGCAGGGUCAUUUUGAGUUUAUCGACGAUGAGAUUGCCGUAAUCUCUCCCAGGACUUUUGCUCAGGCGAAGUGCAAUUCUACUAGAAACAUUGUUCGGAGACUCGAUGAAGGUUUUGGUGAAGCGGCACCAAGUUUCUUCAAUGCUGGGACAACAAUGUGCGAACGUUGUAAAAGGAAUACGCCAGAAGUUGAUGGCGAGCUGCUUUUGGAAUUAGGAAUCAGUAACAAGAAGGCAAAGAAUGUCCAUGGAGUCAUAUGCCCUGUCCCUGCUCCAAAAGAAUCCAUCUUCAGUUGCCCUGUAUGCAUGAGUGAUCUGAUCGAGCCAACAUCAACGAAAUGCGGCCAUAUCUUCUGUAAAGAGUGCUUAAGAAAAUCACUAGCAUCAUCAAACAAGAAAUGCCCUACCUGCAGGCAGAAGGUUGGCAGACGCGGCAUCUUCAGAGUCUAUCUUCCCAUCACAAACUGAAUGAACCGUGUGAUGCUCGGACGUUUUCUCUAAUGUUAGUAUUGUUUGCCUUUAGCUGGCCCGGUAAACUCGAUAAAUUGUAGAUUGCUUUUUCCAUCUUCAAUCUGCAAAACCAACUAUUUUGGUCGAAGUGCAGUUGGUUCGUGAAGAUUGUGUUCACUAUCUUGACUCAUGUGGAGUAAAUUAUGGAGCUCUGUUGGUGUCGAUAGCAGCCUGAACUACUUUUUGUCUGCUCGCCCGCAAAGUGCACCAUUUUCCAUUUCUAUACCAUGUGCAUAACAUGAAUUAUU